AUGAGUCAAGUUCAGAUUAGACAAAUAUCGGCGAAAUCCUUCUCCAAUAAUCAGCAAGUUAUGGGUUCAUGGUUUCCAACGGGUUAUUAUGGUCAUUUUCGAGCAAAAUCUCGAAUUGAUAUAUGCAAUGAUUUUCGUCAGCUUGCACGUCCAGAUCCACCGAGAAAAUUUCUAGAACGACAAAAUUCUGAAGCUUCUACACAUAAGUUUUCACAGCAUGAUAAUAAGUUUAAAUUUGAAUGUGAUCCACUUGUUCGAAGUACUCAACCAGGUUUUGGUAGGCGAAAAUUAAAAACAAAUGCACAAGGAAAAUUCGAUCCAAUGUUUAUUGGUUGGAUUCCAAAAAAUGUCGACCGAAAUCAAUACAUUGAAAAUACGAAAACAACUUCCUAUGCAUAUGAUUAUAAUCCGAAUUCGACGUCACUGCAAUUUUUUUCAAAUCUUGAAUCAAUUCAUUCGCCAUCCAGUACCAAUAAGCUGAGUGUUUAUUCCUCUGUUUUCAAUCAUGGUCAACCUGAUAGAGAGCAAUCGAAACAAGUCCGCCAAGAAACAUUUCAAAGAUAUUCUUCGGCUUUAACCCGUCGUUUCGAAAUCAAACGCACCGAUCGUAGCACAAGUGUAGCCUCAUGUCUUAUAUGGAACACGGGAAAUGAUGAAAAUAAAUUAACUACAACUAAUAAUGAGCCAACGAUUAGUACGAAUCCAUCAAAUUCUAAUAUUCAAGAAAAUGAUUCGUCUGUAGUUAAUCAAGGAAAGCCAUAUCAAUGUCAACCUAUGCAAACAUUUACAACAGGUGUGAUGACAUCACGAGACAAUCGUAAUAAUCAAGUAAAAUCAUCAUGUCAACGAGCGACUUCAUUAAAAGAGACACGUACAAAUAGCAUGGAUAAUCUUAUUACAAAAUAUAUGUAA
This is a messenger RNA of Rotaria socialis, 912 nucleotides long. NCBI's taxonomy places the organism in Eukaryota, Metazoa, Rotifera, Eurotatoria, Philodinida, Philodinidae. The record is from the annotation of a GenBank genome assembly.